Messenger RNA from Prunus armeniaca (apricot), 699 nucleotides. Lineage: Eukaryota; Viridiplantae; Streptophyta; Magnoliopsida; Rosales; Rosaceae. The record is from the annotation of a GenBank genome assembly.
AUGAAGGAGAAGGGUAUUAAUGCUGAGCAUGACGAGGAUGAAGAGGAAGAUGAUGAAGGUAGCUCAGCGAGGCAGAGGGCUAAGCACAGAAGGAUUAGUGGGUGGAAUUUCAAUGAGGAUGAGUUUGGUCUCGUCCCUGUGUUCCCAGUUGAGCCUCAAGGCGAUUCGGCUGUGAAAAUGGUUCGGUUUGGUGGAGAAACCAUCAUCCAGGACAGGGGAGUUGAGUGGAGUGAGUCGAAUCCGAGUUCACCGGGUCGGGUUGGGGAGGAGGCCAAGAGUGAGAAUGUGGGUGUGAUAGGAGCUGAGAGGGAAGCAAUGGCGGUGGGUGAGCAUAGUGAGAAUGUGGGUGAGACAAGGGGAUUGUUGGGUGGUGGUGGUGUUGAUGAGGAAGCCCUGGUGGGUGCCCUGAGUGGAAAUGUGGGCGGUGGUUUGGAUAGGGAAGCAAUGAUGGGUGCGCUAGUGGCUUUCAUAGGGAGCUUGGAUGAGCAGAGGCAGAAUGUGAUGAAAUUGUUGAGCGUGUUGAGAGGGGUGGAAGCUUGGGAGUUGAGCAGAGAGGAGCAGAUGGGGCAAGUGAUUGAGAGGCUGAGGGUGGAGUUGGAGAAUGAGAGGGGGAGGAAUUUCCAGUUGGAGAUGGAAUUGGAGUUUCUAAGGAUUCAGGUUUCUGGUGCACAUAGCAGCACUGGGGCUGGUAUCGAUUGA